This is a messenger RNA of Suillus bovinus, 366 nucleotides long. RefSeq lists its product as uncharacterized. Gene Ontology annotation, cellular component: mitochondrial intermembrane space. Gene Ontology annotation, molecular function: zinc ion binding. Gene Ontology annotation, biological process: protein import into mitochondrial intermembrane space. NCBI's taxonomy places the organism in Eukaryota, Fungi, Basidiomycota, Agaricomycetes, Boletales, Suillaceae. The transcript has 4 exons. Bases 1 to 366 code for a protein of 121 amino acids. The record is from RefSeq and is a predicted model, not a curated record.
AUGGCCAAACACAUAUUCAACGCUCAAGUUUCGAUACGGGCUCCAUGCUGCAAGCGAUGGUUUGAUUGCGCCGAGUGUCACGCGGAGUCGGAAGAUCAUAUGUUAAGGAAGACAGCUGAGAUGGUGUUCAUGUGCAAGAAGUGCAAGAAGGCCUUUAGGAAAGACAUGUCAAACUACGAGGAGAGCGAUGAGUUUUGCCCGCACUGCGACAAUCACUAUGUCAUUGAUGCCAAGACGCCGCAGGCAGUGAUUGGAGUUGAAGGCGAAGAUGCGCGAGUUGAUGCACGGAUGCUCAAAGAUGAUCGUGUUCAACAGGAUCCAACGCGAUCCAUUUUUUCAAGGGAUUUUACGGAUAGAGUGGGAUGA